CGAGCGAGAGGCCGAAGCAAGCUCGAUCCGGCAGGACCUGGAUACCAGGACCGCCGACCUCACCAGCCGCCUUCAGGCCGAGGAGGAGGCGAGGCAGAAGGGCGACGAGCAGGAGGCCAGCGCCAGGCAGAAGGACCGCACGGAGCUUGAGGCGGCGAUGGCGAAGCAGGGAGCAGAGAUGGAGGAGAAGCUCAAGGCGGAGGAGGAGGCGAGGCAGAAGGGCGACGAGGAGAUCAAGUUAGCAGCGCUCAAGGCGAUAGAGGAGAAGGAGGCGAUUGCAAACGGGACUCGAGAAUCGGCAUCAGCGCUGGAGCAGAAGAUCCUUGAUGUGGAAACGUCUAUGUCACAGCUGAUGUCGCGCGACCAGUGCCAGGAGCUGGUACAAGCAGCCAAGACAGAGAUGAUGGAGACGUUGACGCAGAAAGCUUCUGAGACUGCAGAGAGCUGCAUGUCCGAGAUCAGCAAAGUGGGGGAGAGGACGAAUCAGAGCAUUGAGGAGCUGAAGGCUUCAGUAGACAACGACAAGGCAGGACAGAGCGAGUUGAAGGCGGAAAUCGAGAAAGAGCUGCGGGAGCUUGAGGCGAAGUUGGAGGAGGUUUUAUCCAGCAAGAUGAAAAGUUUUGAGGAGAGCAGCCAAGGACAAGUGAUCACCAUCGUCGAGGAGCGCGUGCGGACCAGCCUGGAAGCAACAUCGCAGGUGAAGACCUCGCUCGAGGCUCUGCAAGGAGCUGUUGACAAGUUGCAAGAAUGGUCAAAGACGAUCGAAGAUGUCAAGCAGCAACCGAACAGCUCCCAAGAUGCCUCGCAGAUCCAGAGCUUGCAGGACCUUUACGCGUCUCAAGAGAAGAAGAUCAAUCAGAACUACGAUGACCUCAACUUCCGCAUCGACCGGCUGGAAAUCGACGCGCUGAGGACCAGGGUGACGGAUCUCUCCAAGAAGCUCGCGGAGAAAGAGGCAACGUUGAAUUCCCACACUCAGUCGAUCAUUGAGCUGCUUGGAAAGCUUGACAAGCUGAUGCAAGUGACGCCCAAACCUUGCUCGAAUGUUCUUGAGAUGUACAUGUGUAGAUAUGGACAGGAGAUUGAGCAGAGGCGUCAGACUACAGCCCCAUUGGGCAGGAUACACAUCUCGGACAGGGUCUCUGUUACCAGGCCCCAGUCACUCCUCACCCAGCCAUGGGAAGGAAGGAUGGGAGAAGUUGUAUGCGUGCGGAUGGUAAAGAUGGUAGACAAGCAGAGGGGGAGGGAAGAGGGUGGCAGUGUAGCCGUGGAGGAGGGAGAGUCUGCACACGUACUCAGCAUCCAAGCCGAAAGGAUGGUGAAACUGCGAGUAUCCGUUGGACUUGAGCAAGACUCUCCGAGGGAGAAGCAUGAAGUCUCCGACGUUGAGGAGCCCCUGGAAGAGACUAGUCUCUCUGUACACGUUGCUGAACUCCCGCACGGCAUAAGAGGCUUCCAGGCGCUCCUGGAAGGGGUUGAAAGCCUCCCCCUCGUGCAUGGUGAUGGUUCCUUUGAAGGGAAACUCCAAAGCCCUGCUAGUCUCAGGGCUCAUGUCCUCCCGCAUGGCUACGUAGAACCUCUCCCCGUCGCCGCUCUCCUCCAGCACGUCCUCCAGCACGACGUCCACGACGGCACUGGCGAGACUGAAGCUCAGGAUGCAGUCAGCGUUGGUGAUCAGGACGCUGAGGUUCAAGGGGUUGGAAACCGACUUGGCGACGCUGUGCGGCACUUCGAUCAGCCUGAUGGUCAACCCUGCGUCAUGGAAGUAGUCGAUGCCAAGGAAGCUGCUGCCAUUCCUCCCCAGAUCCUCCCACACGCACACGACGAUCUCCGCGCGCACCCCAAAGGAGGACCAGGGGAACUUGGCCAUGGACUCCAGCGACUUGCGAAACCUGCCGAGGAAGUUCCCGCCAUGGUCGUCGUUCCUGACAGCAAAGAUGAUGGAGAGGUCGAUUCCCUCCUGCUGGUCGCACAUGCUUGUUGCGGGGUUCUCGAGUGUGCUAGAUUGAGUAGGAGCAGCAGGAGCAGUCAACGAGAGCUUGUGCUCACUUCGUACCUCGUCCAUAUCGGUUCCAGCCAAGAACCGGUCGAGCAGAGAAUACCUGAAGACGUAGGUGCCUGGAUGCAUGGCAGGGACAUGAACCGAGACGUUGGCCUGAUCACUCGCAUGUCUGCAGCGCAACUGCUUCAUAGUGCGAACUAUCUCUACAUCGUCCGUUCCACAAACUCUGUGAAGCAGCACGAGUGCUCUCCUUCUUCCUCCACCAUCCGCGCUGUCACUCUUAUCCAUCCUCCUCCUCGGCGGAUCUGUUCGACCGACCCCACAUCGCUCCAUUGCAACUGGGACAACCCGCCUCCUCUCCCCUUCCAGCCCUCCGCUAUCCUGAAGCUCUCUCCCUCCUGCUCCUCUGAUCCCCCAACUCCCGCCAUCACCAUCACCAUCACCACCGCCACCGCCACCUGCAUUCUCGUUUGGAUCAACUCGAAAAUCCGAGCAUGCCGAGUUGGUGGAAUGCACUGA
Molecule: messenger RNA, 2521 nt
Organism: Guillardia theta CCMP2712
Lineage: Eukaryota; Cryptophyceae; Pyrenomonadales; Geminigeraceae
Exons: 10
Coding region: 158-2521 (787 amino acids)
Source: RefSeq, a predicted model, not a curated record